GGUCUGUGUGUGGCCCGUGUGGGUCUGUCUGUCUGAGUGUGUCCCUGUGUGCUAUUCCUAUAGCUCAGCUUUUUCCGCCGUGUUUGGGUACGAUAGAUGCUUAACAGACACUCGUAUGCAUAGGCACAGUGUGAUUUGCAUCGAGUGUCCGUAGGACGUUUAUACAGACAGAGAUGUGUGUGUGUAAUCUACUUCUCCCUGACUGUGUGCCGUCUCACUGUGUUGCCCGGAAUGCCGUGUCCUUCUGUCUUCCCGCCUGCUCGUCUUGCCUGGUCGGUGGAUGUGUUUUCUUCUCGUGUGUGGUUAACGACUGAUCAUGGGCCAAUCGCUGUUUGCGGGUCGACGUGUUUUUAUGAAUGUCGGCAAUUCUGUCUGUCGACAGACAGGGAUGAAUGGGAGCAAACAACACAUACAACAAAGCGUAACGGACAAAUGUACUUGUACAGAUCAGUCGACGGUACAAAUGUAUUUGAAUUUAAGAGGACGAUGCAUUCGAAUUCAAGUAUGUCAUGUACAUUCAUUGAUACCACAACCUAGGCCUGCUUGUGCUAAUAGGCCCCCUCUUUCUUGUGCGCCUGGCUGUCUUACUCUCGACGCGUGCAUAUGAAUGAUGACAUGGCCAGGGAUAUUGCACGGAACGGGCGCUGGUGUGUUCGAGUACUCAGAAAGUCUGUGUGCUUCUCAUGGCCUGUCUGCUCCGGCGGUCGAGCAAUUGCAACAUCUUGAUUCAUCAACGAUAAAUUCCAACCAUCAACUCACGUCUGACGGGACUCCUGCUGCCCCCUGGAAGGUCUCACGACCGUUGAAAGGGCGAAAACGCCUCCUGAUGAUGAUCGAAUCAAUGCGAGCUGCAAGGUCCUCACGGUAGGCGUUGAAUGCCUCCUGGUGCCGGGCUGUGUCCAUCUCGUGGACACUCGACGGCGAGGAGAUCUCUGUCGAUGAGUGAGCAGCCAUGAGCGAGAACCGGAAUGCAACCACUCCUGGCAUAGGGCGGCAGCGGCAUCAUUCAGCAGCGGCCCGCACGUCACCAGGUCAGGACUCAGGAGGACGAAAGGAGCGGCCGUGGAUCAUUCUGCACUCUGUGUGUGUGUGUGUGUGUGUGUGUGUGUGUGAGGUCUUCUCAGUGUGACGAGAUGGACUCGGCGGCCGUACGCACUCCAGCUGGCCAGCCGUCGCUCCAAGCAGUGCUGGAACGUGUGCUGGACGAGGCGAGCACCCUCCUCGAUGCCAUCCGCACACAGGAGGCCUACGACCGCGCCGUCCAGCAGCGAGGGCUGGAGUCCGUCGAGGCCGACAUUGCCGCCGUCAUUGCCCCUGUCGUGGCCGACAUCCGCAACCUGAUGGCCUCGGCCAGUGAUCCGCAGCUUCGCAUCGGUGCCAUAUGUGAUCUCAUCGGGCUGCUGUCCAUCGAGCACAUAGAGGGCAUCGGGCAGAAGGCUGUGGACAUCGGUGUGGUGCCGCUCUUGGUGGAGCAGCUGAGUGGGUGCGAAGAUUUGCAGGCCGCAGCAGGACAGGCCCUCAGCAUGCUGGCGAUUCAGAAUGGCGAUGCGGUGGCCAAUGCGGAUGCGGUCCCGCCCCUCGUGCAGCUCGUGUCGUCACACACCGACCGUGUGUGUGUGUGGGCCAUCAUGGCGCUGUGCCACGUCAUGUCCGGAUUGGCGGCCCGUCGCGAUGUCGUGGUGGCGGCGGGCAUCGUGGAGCCGUUGCUGAAGGUGAUGCGUGAGACCAGCAACGUCGACGUGCUGAAGGGGAGUGCCCUCCUGCUGCGCAAUCUGUGGAUUGUCCCCGAGAAUGCACCCCUCCCUGCCGCAGUGGCCGAGUUGGCGCCCUUUGUGCCCGUCGUGGUCGGUCUCAUCGCCGCGCCUGAGCAGGACGACCAUGUGCUGCGAGGUGCACGAGGAGCCCUGGCGCACUUCGGGAGCUCGUUUGUUGGGAGAGACGGUCAGUAUGCAAGAGUGCACGAGAGGUCGUCACGAGCUGCAUGGCCCGUUUUCUCCUUCCUGCUCAGGUACCGAUGCCGAUCGAGAUGCUCUGAUGGAGCAUGGCGCCGUGCCGUCGAUCAGGACACUGCUGGAGACUGGAGAGCUUGGUGCACAUGAAGUCGCGGCUUCGAUCUUGAGAUUCAUGACUGCAGGUGAGACAAACCAUCACACACACUCACUGACUUGACGUCACAGGGCCGUUAUUGUGUGUGGAGUGAUUGAUUGGAUGCAGGCACCACUUCUCACGUGCAGGCGUUGAUCGAUGGCGGGCUCGUGCCGCUGCUGGUCGACGUGGCGGCCAACGCGGAGAGCGAUCCGGGCCUGAAGGAGUUAGCAGCAGGAAACAUCGGCAGUAUAGCCCGUGAAGGUUCACAGCAACAGGUGCGUAAACUGACCAUUGAACAGCCCCACGCCCAGGUGUCUGUGCAGAUUGAGUAUGUGGUUGAGUGUGGUGGAAUCCAGCCCCUCUGCGACCUGCUCGAUGGAGACGAUAGCAAUCGGGAGGUCACGAUCUCCACGCUGGACAAGAUAUUGGGGUAACAGAAGACACACAAUUGUGUCCACCAGCCAAAUAACAAAAAGCCUUCAUCUGGUGCGUCAGUGCGGGUGAACAGAAGCAGGCCAACGAGGGCCUCCCCGACAACCCCUACUCCACGAUAUUCGAGCAGGUGAGUGGGCAAGAGAGAGAGCAUAACGGGGAAGGACCAAUGUGCACACACCUAUCUUUCCCUGACCACCGUGCAGGCCGGCGGCGUGGACAAGGUAGCGGCGCUGCAGACACACAAUGACGUUGGGAUCGCAAUUCAGGUGGGUCACCUGCAUCGCACGCGUAGCGAAUACACACUGUCAGUUUCUUGUCUGUCCUCUGCUCAUUCAGGCACUCGUGUUUCUCAUCAGCCAUUUCCCCACUCGCGUCGACGCACAGCGGUUGGAGGCUAUCAUUCAGGAGGGCGUCAUUCAGGUGGUGCAGGCCGACGAGGUGGAGACAAAUGUGGGGGCAGAUGAUGACAUCGGCAGCGAUGGCGAGGCGGAUGGGGAUGUGGACGGCCAGCUGGAGGGCGAUGGUGGGGACGAGGGUGCGGAGGGGUAGACAGACAGACACAUUUAUAUAUGUCUGGGUGCGUGUACGCAUCUAUGACGGUUCUCACGUCCAAUGGCGAGGUCCCUGGUUGCGGCAAUGGAUUGAUGUAUAUACGUAUGGAUGAAUAGCUGUGCGCAGAUGCGACUAUGGCCAGAGGAAGAGACAUACACAUAUAGACACAUUCACAUACACACACAUAUGUAUGUAACGUUCACAUUUGUACAGAUCAGACGGCCGUGAACUUGAAUUUAAGAGGACGGUGCAGUCGGAUUCAAGUAUGUCAUGUAUUCAUUGCUUCCGUCGAUACUUGGCCUGCCGACGUUUCUAAUCUAUUAUUAUUGC
This is a messenger RNA of Vitrella brassicaformis, 3405 nucleotides long. The record is from the annotation of a GenBank genome assembly. Lineage: Eukaryota; Vitrellaceae.